Molecule: messenger RNA, 398 nt
Organism: Paramecium sonneborni
Lineage: Eukaryota; Ciliophora; Oligohymenophorea; Peniculida; Parameciidae
Source: the annotation of a GenBank genome assembly
AAAAGAUGGCCUCUUAAGCUAUUCCAAAAGAUUUGUAUACUUACACAAAUGAUGAAAGGUUGAAUAUAGAUUUCUAUCAACAAUUAGCUUAUAGCUGAUGAUAUAUUCAAUAAAAGGAAAUCAUGUUUGCAAGGAUUAGAGAAAGAGUUUCAAUUUAUGUAGAUCUACUCCACUUGGAAAGUAUGUAGAACCUGAAUUUUGUAAAGACAAUGCAUUGUCAUUAAUUGAUUGCUUUUUGAAAGUGUAAGAAAAUAUUUAGAUCUAUUUAUUUAGACAAAGAAAUACUAAAUGUAACUAAUCUUUUUAGAAGGUGUUUGACAUUGCUAAAUCAGGUUAGUAUGCUUAGGAAAGUUUAGAGGAUUAUUUGAAAUGUUGAUAAAUUUCAUAAAAUAGUAUCC